Messenger RNA from Chelonia mydas (Green sea turtle), 7596 nucleotides. RefSeq names its product dynein light chain Tctex-type 2 (gene DYNLT2). Gene Ontology annotation, cellular component: cytoplasm; cytoplasmic dynein complex. The coding region runs from base 6896 to 7507 and encodes 203 amino acids. The record is from RefSeq and is a predicted model, not a curated record. Gene Ontology annotation, biological process: microtubule-based movement. NCBI's taxonomy places the organism in Eukaryota, Metazoa, Chordata, Testudines, Cheloniidae. The transcript has 3 exons. Gene Ontology annotation, molecular function: dynein intermediate chain binding.
UUGAGCGUUUUUAUUCUCAUUCUGCAUUUCACUCUGUAGUAAUGAUGGCUGCCAAUGAGAAAUCAUGACCAGGGAGACUUAAGUCAACUCCCAAAGAGAAAGAACCCAGGAGACUUGAUUUACUUUGGAGAAAAAUUUACUCCACCUCCUCCUCUCUUCAAAUGUUCAUAGCAAAUCAGCGGGUGGUUUUAGCUAAAUAUGACUUUGUAAGCUGAGAUGCAAUGUCUAAGUUUAUUGAAAAAUUAUCUGAAAAUUUUAGGGAGGAAUUUAAGGCUUUCCUGCCAGAAGGUUACACUGUGACCAGGGCAUCUCUCCAGGCUGUGCUUGGUGCAGCUUUUUCUAGAGUGAUGGCCUCUGCAAUAACAAUGAGGAGAGCGUUCUGGGAAUAGCUAGUUUGUUGAAUAUCCAUAUCGAAGACUUUCCUUUUGAUGGUUGUCCCUUUUUUUGGACAAAACAGAUGAGACCUUACAUUCAUUUGAGGACUCACAAGCUGCCCUUAGCUCAUUAGCAAUAUAUAUUCUAGCCCCUAGGAGACAUCAGUACAGGGCUCAACAGCAGGAACAGAAACUAUUAUAGACAGCAUUUUUACCAUAAGACACAGACUUUUCAAAGACAAAGCACAAUUCUCAACUAAGGAGAUUAUCUAACUCAAGCAUUGCAUAGACAAUCAUUCUCAAUAAGUAUGGGGAAACAGUCCAUUUGACUUCCUCUUUGAGAACAGCAAUGCAGUUGUUGUUGAUCUCCCCCCAUCCCCUUAGUCCCCUAUUUGGGGACACAUUAUUCCAUUUCCUCAGUGCUUGAGAAUCCAUAACUAUGGACAAGUGGGUCCUAAGCAUUGAGGGACCUGGGAUAUUCCAUCCAGUUUCUUUCUUUUCUCCAUCCUCACUCCUCUGCACACACCGCGUCUUUUUUCAGGGACUCUUCUCGCUAAUCAGUGCUUCUUCAGAAAGUUCAUGCUUUGGUCUGUUUGGAAGCUAUAGAAGAAGUUCCCCUUCAGUGUUGGGGAUAGGAUUUUUCUUCACGAUUCUUGCCCAUUCCCAAGUCGAAGGGCGAUCUGAGACCCAUUCUAGAUCGUCAGAAUCUCAAUAAGUCCAUAAAAAUACAUAAGAUUUCACAUGGUCUCUCUAGCAUUGAUUAUUCCUUCCUUAGGUCAUAAUGGCUGGUUUGCUGCCCUCGAUUUAUAGGACAAUGUAAGAGAGUUUAUUCAGUGGUAGGCACCCCGUCGUGACUAGGUGUGGAGUAGCAGCUCUUCACUAGACUAAUACCCCUAUCGAUGGUCUCUCUGGCACCGUGGUCGUUUUCUGCCUCGUCGCUUGUCCAGUGACUCAGCCCUCUGACUAGUUCACAGACUUUAGUUUGGGUCACAGUUGUCCCAAACUAAAAUGUCUUAACACAAAAAUAGAACCUUCUGCCUUCUCCGGGGCUAUUUCUCAGCCUCUGUCCUGUUUGAGCAGAGUCUCCCCCAGGCCUCCCUGCAUGGAGAGCUUUUCCAGUCUCUCUCCCUGCCUGAAGACCUUUUACCCUGUUGAUUCAGGGCCCUGCUGGAGCCUUUCUUGAUCACUGCAGUCUCUACUGAUAUAGUAGCAAUUUUCUGAGCUUUCCCCCUUACAUUGCAACUUACAGCUCUGAGCAUCCUGCCUCUAUAGGAAUCUUCCUGCAGCUCUGUUCCCCAUCUGGACUUUAUCGCUACUUAAGCCUGGCUCCUUUUACUGUAAGAAUCACCUGAUUCCUCUCAAGUGGGGCCCAUUCUGUAAUCAGGUUGGCUUAGCCCCAGGCUAAGCCACCCUGUUACAGGUACCUACUUCCAUGUGUCGGUUUUUCCAAGUCACAGGAAGUUUCUAAGAUUUCUGAUAAAAGACUUCCUUUUUGCUUGUCAUCGGCCCAUAAGUAUUCACCAGAUGUGUGAGGGUAGUGCUGGAGUCUAUACACCUGACCUAAUAUGCCAGGCGGUGCCUGUGCAGCCACCAGGGGCUGCCGAAGUCAGUCUAUUGGCUGAUCAGCUAUCCCUUAGACAUGUUUCUGUGUAUCUGUUUUGGGCCUGACAUCUUUGGAAUGAUGGAUGGAUCAGAACAAUGUGUGCAGGGGCAUUCCAUUCUUUUGUCCCUUUGCAUCCAAAACAUAUAUCACCAAUGCAUCACUGAUAGGGUGGGGUGCUCUCCUGGAGGAUUUACUAACCCAAGCUUUAUGGACGGAACAAGAGGUGACCCUUCACAUCAAUGUGCUCGAACUUCAGGCAAUUCACAAGGCCUGUCGCACUUUUCUCCCUCACAUUAAGGGACUGUCAGUUCAGAUUCUGACUGACAGUACAGCUAUGAUGUACUGCCUGAACAGACAGGCAGGAGCAAGAUCCAGUCAACUUUGUCAAGAAGCUGUGAAAUAAUGGGACUUAUGCAUCAAGGAUGAUAUUACUCUUAUUGCCUCCCACUUACUAGGCUCCCAGGACCUCUUGGCUGAUCAUCUCAGGAGGAGAUUUCCCAAAACCAUGAGUGGUCUCUGAAGAACAGUGCGCUCAGAAACAUCUUUCAUGCCUGGCGUAUCCAAUCAGUCAGACUAUUUGCAACAAAAGACAACAGGAAAUGCCAUGAGUUUUAGUGUCAAGUGGGUCACAGCCCAGGCUUUUUGACCCCUGCUUUUCUCCUUCAGUGGGGGCCAAGCCUCCUGUACAUAUUUCUCCCCAUUCCUCUCAUCACACAGGUGAUUUUUUCAAAUUAAAACAAGACCAUACCAAAAUAAUUCUUAUAGCUCCAGCACGGUUGUGACAGUGCUGGGUUCUCAGACCUUCACGGCCUCUAUUUGACCUCCAUGGACCCUGCCUUCAUUUCCAGAUCUACUUUCCCAACAACAGUCAGUUAUUAUACCCAGAACUGGAUAGCCUGCAUCUCACAGCAUGGAUAUUGAGGGGCUAUAUUAGGCAGAUAAAGAUUGUUCAUUGGCAGUUCAGGAAAUAUUGCAUAACAGCAGAUUGGUUUCUGCUGUAUCUGUUUAUUUAGCCAAGUGGAAGCGGUUUUCAAUCUGGUCUAUUCCCCAUGCUGUACCUGCAACAGAAGCUAGGAUACAGGAUAUUUUAUAAUACCUGUUACAUCUGAAAUCCUCAAGUCUUCUCUGGUUUCCCAGAGGGUCCAUUAGGAGCGAUCUCAGCAAGUCAUCCAUCAGCCCAGGACAGAUCAGAUUUUUCUAACCCAAUAGUUUCCAGAUUUUCAAAGAGGAUUGUUCGGCUUUUCUCCCAGUGAAGAAUAUGUAGUUGCCUUGAGAUCUCCACAUUGUGCUAGCUGUUCUAAUGGGUCCUUAUAAGGUUCCUUGGGUCUCAGGGCCAGGGUGCCCCCCUCAGCAGCAGUGGUGAAUCUGUGCUCAUGCCAAGUGGGUCGAUCAGGCAUUCUGCUCCACAGCCGAGCAACUGGACUUCAUUUCAACAGCUAUUCUCCAAUCCCACACCCCUUGAAUAUAACUCCUUGACUUUACCAUUCCAAGACCACUAGUUAUAAUUUAAGAUAUACUCAAAUAAAUGCAUAUAUCCACAUUUACAUUUUUGGAGAUACAUGUGUAUUGGGUUUUGGUGGCUUAAAGUGCUGCUGGAAAAAAGUUCAGAUUAGUAAAUGGAAGGACAUUGUUUACAGCUGAGCCCAUUGAACUUUGGUUUCAUGGCACCCACUGGAUGAACGUAAUGUCCAGUUCUCUUUUUUAGGCAACGGAAUCUCCUGUCAGUUACACAGAUAACUACUAUAACUAAUACUAUUUCGGUUCAUGUUUUGUUUUUUUUUACAAAACUAAUAGAAUAUGACAACACAGAGAUUAGGAAGUCUAAAAUUAUUGCCCUAUAAAUUGUAUGCAGUGUUGUAGCCGUGUCACUCCCAGGAUAUUAGAGAGACAAGGUGGGUGAGCUGUCAUCUUUUAUUGGACCUCUGUUGGUGGAAGCUCAAAAGCUUGUUUCCCUGCAGUAUGAAUUAAUGUUUAGGGAUGGAUUGCUCCCUUCCACAAUAAAAUCCCUGAAGGGAAUAAAGGGAGAAGAAAACUUGAGUUUCCCCUUGUGGAAAAUUUUCCAUUUUGUUUAAUCAGCAACUUCUCACUCACUGAAUAAGAUGCAGGGUCUGCUACUAAACUUUUUGAGUCUUGUGGGUCCACACCGAUGUUAAAAAAUCAGUGGGAGGUCAGGGUCAUCAGCAUGAAGACCUUGUGCCUCAGUGUGAACUUUGUCUCCCUGGGCACUCCACCUUCUUCUCCUUGGCUGUGGCUGCCUCAUGUUCCUCUUAAAACAAGCUCCACACUUUGGAUAGGGCUUUGUGGGAAAGGUAAUGUAGUUCCAGGCUAUACAAAUUUUGGGGGGAACUCCCCUUAAACAUCUGUAAAGCUACCUCAUUGUCCUCCAUAAAAUCCCUCCUUAAAACUCUCCUUUGUCAUGAUCCCUACAAAAAUGGUUAGCUGGGGUGUUGAGACCACUGCCUAUCCUGCCCACUGUUACUGUGUUAUUGAUUCCUUAUGCUCCCUGUUUGUGUGUAUUCUCUUGUCUUUUUUUAUAUUUUGAUUGUAAGUUCUUUAGGAUGGGGACUGUCUUUUUGUUCUCUGUUUGUACAGCUCCUAGCUCAAUAGGGGCCCUGGUCUGUGACAGAAGGGUCCUAGGUGCUACUGCAAUACAAAUACUACUCAUAAUUACAUUUCCUAAGGAAUUUACAAGGGGUUAGUCUGGGGAUGAUGUGUCCCCCUCUGGACCGCAUCCAUCAUGGGGCAGCCCACUCCCUGUUCCCUACCACCUCCUCAGAACAGAUCCCAAACCCAUGUCUUUAUGUCUGUAUCUCCAUAGGAUUGGGGGUUGGUACCAUAGUGGCAGCAGACCCACCUUCUGGGUAGGAGAGGUGAGACCUGCACAAGGAGGAUCCACUCUAAUCAUGGCUGGGGAAAUGUCACUUUCCUACCCAACAAAUCUGCUUUAUCACUGGGUAUAUAGGAUCAUAUGCAUUCAUUAUAGUGACAAAAGUAUGUUUAUGCUACUUUUGACUCCUGGUAGAACUGCAAAGUCAACAGACCUCUGGGAGACUGAUUUUGAUUCCGUUUUGUCUCUGCAUCGUUAGUACGAUUACUUAAGUUUCAACUGCAAUGCCAAAUUCUGCUCUCAGUUACUAUUGAAGAUAAUGACAUUAUAAUAGCGUGACUGAGGGCAGAAUUUGGCUGUGCAGAAUCUUUAUGAAUCAUAAAGAUGAACAAACAAAAAUGAUCACUGCUUCACUUUCAGAUCCUGUAAUGGGUUCCCUGGGGUGCAACCUGGAACUUGGGUAUCUCUGAGCCCUCUGGCACCAGCCUGGGCUCCCUGUCACACUGUGAUGCUGUGACAAGCUGCAAACCUCACCAGGUGCUGCACUUACACAGCCAUCCACAAGCAGGGAUGCACCCAGCUAAGUAACAUGAAUGCUUCUCGUAGCCACUCAUGAACUAACAAUAGAGAGGCUCUGGCCAAUUCCCCCAGCUCCCCAGCCUAGGACCUCAGGGCUGUCUUGUCCUGCACUGGUCAGAAGCCUGACCAGUGUAAGUUUAUUACCCAUUCGCCCCUCGCUCAAUGUGGAGAGAACAUGCUUUCCACAUUGUACACUGUGCAGAUUUUUCAAGCAUUUCAACCAAAACACACUGUUUAAGGUAAAAUAUAAAACAAAAUCUAUCUUUCUGUAGUUAAUAAAUCUCAGUGAUUAUAAGUUAUAAGCGUACAGAUCAAAGUUGGUUACCUAAGAAAUAAAAGUAAAAUCGCAAUCUGAGUUCUAUAAACUAGACAGGAUUUGAAUCAAGCAGUGUCUCACCCUAUUGGUAUAGUUCCUUAAUACACAAGCUGGGAUUGUCCUUUCCAUCCUGGGACCACCUCCCUAGUUCAGUCUUUGUCCUCCAGAUGUGUUUCCAGAUGUUGAGUUGUGGGAAGGAGUGAAGCCAAGUGAUGAUGUCACUUCCCCUCUUGUAUAAUUUCUUCCAGUUUACUGGAAAGAUCCUUUGUUAUGACAAGUCAAACAGUCUCCAUUGCCUAUGUGCUCUCUCUGAGAGGUCUCCAUUGUAUACAGUUCCUAGGGUAGUCCUUGUGAUUGUGGAUUCCCCUUAAUGGGCCAUCAUCAAUGUCUGGCUGCUCUGUUGUACUUGAAAGGCUGGUUAUGGGUGUGCCCAACCUUGCAACAUAUUUCAGUAACACAUAUAACAAAACUUCGUAACUUCCCAUACAAUGGUACCACUUACAAUCUAACAGGAUAUUCAUGUUCAACAGAUCACUUUUACAAUGAUACCUCACAAGGUAUACUUUGUACAAAACAUAAUUAUAUGACAGUGGUGAAUAUGGGGGUUCCAGGGUGCUGCUUCAGGCACAGAACGCCACAGAUCCAAAACUGACUUUUUAGUUCUUGCAAAUAGAAAAAAAAAAACAUUUCUGCUUAAAAUUGAGCUAAUUUUAUCUGGAAGUCAUUGAGACACAACAAAUAUGCAUCUCUGCAGUGCAGUUUGUAUAGUAGUUUUUCAGAAUAUAACCACACAAAAGAUCGAUCAAUAAACAAAUCAGUAAUAACAUUUAUUAUACUGGUAUUGUAUACAACAUCAGUACCAGUACUGAAAAUUUUCUACUGGUAACACAGGUGUUUGGAUAAAUGGCUGGGAUUAUGCUUUCCAACACUUUUGAAAGAUAGUGAAAAGGAUUUAUUGGCAGAUUGAUUGAGGGUUUCUUCUCCCCUGAGUGCUCUGAGUGCCCAAUUCUGCCUGCACUGAAGUCAGCUUCAAAAUUUGCAUAGACUUCAGGGGGAGCAGAAUCAGAGCUUAGGUGAGAGGGUAUAAACUUUGGCCCUUUUCCCAGAAAGAACAUGAGAUAACUAGCACACUCCUCAAUUAUCCAUAACGGAGGUGAACAAUUAACAGUCUAGUUUUUUUUCAGAUAUCUGCUAAGAUGAUCUCAAAUAAAAUUCAAGUCUUUCCCUCUAGCGAUACCAUUUUGAAGUGUCAGAAGACUUUCAACAAUCAAAUACCAAAGAAUGAUACUAAGCUUUAUUUUUUCUUUUGUUUUAAAAAGCAUGCACAGAUCUUAAAAGACAGAAUGAGAAAUUCAAGCCAUGAAGUUCACGGUAUGGAACCAGUGGAUGGGGAAUCGUUUGCAGAGUUUGGGAAAAGUGAAAUAUUUACAUUGAAGACUAGCAUGGCAAAAAUAAAAUAUGCCAAUACGUACAAAAUGGAGCCAUAUAGGAAAUUCCAGGCUCAUUUAGUAAGAAACAAAGCUCAACUUAUACUAACGCAGAGACUUCAAAAAACCAAGUAUAAUGGUGCGACUAGUGUCUUCUUGUGUAAUUCAAUCUCAGAAGAAAUAUUAAGAGCUGUCAAGGACAUGGGCUUUGAUCGCUAUAAAUAUGUAGUAACAGUCCUAAUCGUGCAAAAGACUGGUCAGGCAAUAAAAAUGUCCAGCAGAUGGGUCUGGGAUGUUGCAAGGGACAACUGGGUUUCAGCUAAAUGUGAAACAGAAUCCUUUGUUUCAUUGGCUUUGAUAAUGGCUUGUUAUUAUGAGUAGUUCUCUAAAAGCAACCUCUGUUAACGGUCAUCACAAUACUCUGUAUAAUUGUUCAAAAAUCUUCAUAAAGUUACAGUUAUUUUAGAACA